AUGUUGCAAUCAAAUCCUCUACUCUUGACAAUCUCAAAUAUUUUAGAUGAAAUAAUCAAAGAAACUGAUACACUUGAGAUAGAGUAUAACUCUAUUUUUCAUGCAAAUAAAGCUCCUUCAAUUACAAUCUACAAUUACUUGCAAAGAAUAGCUAAAUACACACAUUGUAGCGAAUAAUGCUUUGUGAUUGCUCUUAUAUACUUAGAUAGGUUGCAGGAGAAACAUACAUAUCUUGUGUUGAAUUCCCAUUGCAUACAUAGGUUUCUUUUAAUGUCGCUUCUGACAGCAAUCAAAUUUUAGGAUGAUGAUUACUACAAAAAUGAGUACUAUGCGAAGGUAGGAGGAGUAAAUCUGAAGGAGAUAAAUGUAUUGGAGUAAGAAUUCCUGGAAUACAUGGAUUACUAAUUAUUCGUAGAUGAAUAGUAAUACGCUAUAUAUGAAAGAAGAUUGCUCGAAUUUGGCGAGAUUGAAAUGCCAUGA
This is a messenger RNA of Paramecium tetraurelia, 480 nucleotides long. RefSeq lists its product as uncharacterized. NCBI's taxonomy places the organism in Eukaryota, Ciliophora, Oligohymenophorea, Peniculida, Parameciidae. The record is from RefSeq and is a predicted model, not a curated record. The transcript is spliced from 2 exons. Gene Ontology annotation, biological process: regulation of cyclin-dependent protein serine/threonine kinase activity. Gene Ontology annotation, molecular function: protein kinase binding.